UGCACGGAGGAAAGCCGCUUCGAUGAUCACAUCUCCUCACGCCCAAGUGAACGAGGACGUUGCCGAAAUCCUUCCUGAAGUCAGUCAUUCCAGACGAGGACAAAGCGGAUCUGCAUCUGAGCACCCAGGAGCAAAACGAAUGACAAACUGGAUACGCCGUUUUAUGAGAAAUUAUCACAGUAACUGUGCGUUUUUGAACCUCUUGCCGUUAUGGGUUUUCUUCACUGACUUUUGGUCUGCAGCCAACGGAUGACUUGACAAUUCUGUCAAGUGACAGAGGUAUCGUUUAAAUAUUUAUUUCACGCCCCAUUGAUAUUUAUUACACAAGCCAACACGCAUUUCGCGAUGGCAUGAGUCGAGAGGCACUGCGCUUAAGUGCAGUAAGUCAACUUGUUCAUUUUGCACGGGAAAACGGUCCAAGCCCACACUGUGGCUGGUCUCUGCGGUGCUACGGCGUAGACAACAUCAGAGAAUGACCAAAGAGCCCCAGUUUAAAGGAAUAGAUAUACCACAAGGAAUUAUUCCGCUUUUCACCAUCCAGUUCAUUCACCCAUAAUAUCGCAUGAAGGACAGACAUUCUUUACUCUUUCAUGGACAAAGUGGAUUUUACAAGACGAUCAAUAGAGCAUUCUUUUGCUCUGCGCUGCCCUUAAGCUGGUGUUUGUAUAGUGUGCGCUGAUUUUGGGAGCGGGAACAAAAGGUGACUGUGAAACACCUUUGGACGAAUUAAAAUCCACAACGCUCGAACUGCCGUGUCGUUUUCGAGUUCACUUGGAGGGAAGAUGAUAAAGUUUAUCACGAAAGUGGUUUGUUUUGUGGCGUGCGUACAGUCCAUCCGCUGCACACCGGCUCCUGAGACCCAGACAGUGUCCCAGGAUACCUGCACUUCUUGCGGCCUCGGUCAGACGGAGGAGUCGCGGGGGAUGGACAUCGAUUUCCUGGAGGCAGUAAAACGACACAUUCUGAACAGGUUACAGAUGCGGGAGCGACCCAACAUCACCCACCCCAUCCCAAAGGCGGCGAUGGUGACUGCUUUACGGAAACUUCAUGCUGGCAAAGUGCGAGAGGAUGGCAGAGUGGAGAUCCCCAAUCUUGAUGGACACGCAAGCUACCACAACGAAGUGGAGGAGGAAAGUUCGGAGAUCAUCAGUUUUGCAGAAACAGAUGAUCUGGUGUCCUCCAAGUCCAGCCUGUUCUUCGUCAUCUCCGACGAGGGAAACCAGAAUCUCUACGUGUCCCAGGCCAACCUCUGGCUCUACUUCAAGCUCCUUCCCCCCUCCUCCUACUCCUCCUCCUCUCCCUCCUCCCCGUCGCCCGAUAAGGGUCCCCCCCUCCGGCGGAAGGUGACGGUGAAGGUCUACUACCAGGAGCCGGGGCUGGGCAGCAAGUGGAACCUGGUGGAGAAGCGCGUGGACCUGAAGCGCAGCGGCUGGCACACGUUCCCCUUAACGGAGGCCGUCAAGCUGGUGCUCGGCAAGGGCAACAUCAACGGGGACCGCCGGCAGAACCUCGACGUACGUUGUGAGGGGUGUGAGGAGUCCGGCGUCCUACCAGUGCUGGUGAACCCGUCAGACGAGUCGCACCGGCCGUUCCUGGUGGUCCAGGCCCGCCUGGCGGACAGCAAGCACCGGAUCCGUAAGCGCGGGCUGGAGUGCGAUGGCACCAACAGCCUGUGCUGCCGGCAGCAGUUCUACAUCGACUUCCGGCUCAUCGGCUGGAACGACUGGAUCAUCGCGCCGUCCGGUUACUAUGGCAACUACUGCGAGGGCAACUGCCCCGCCUACAUGGCCGGCGUUCCAGGCUCGGCGUCGUCGUUCCACACGGCCGUGGUGAACCAGUACCGCAUGCGCGGCAUGAGUCCCGGGUCAAUGAACUCCUGCUGCAUACCGACCAAGCUCAGCACCAUGUCCAUGCUGUACUUUGACGAUGAGUACAAUAUCGUCAAGAGGGACGUGCCUAACAUGAUUGUGGAGGAGUGCGGCUGUGCCUGAGGGCUUAUUUAAUGAAUAUAAAAAUGAAUUAUACACACAAAUAAAGGAAAAGAGGAGGAGGAUAAAAAAUUAUAAAAACACACACACAGGUGAUGAAAUGAAAUACAAAACAAACAAUUGAGCAGAACUGCA
Molecule: messenger RNA, 2123 nt
Organism: Engraulis encrasicolus (European anchovy)
Lineage: Eukaryota; Metazoa; Chordata; Actinopteri; Clupeiformes; Engraulidae
Product: inhibin beta B chain-like
Exons: 2
Coding region: 783-1991 (402 amino acids)
Cellular component (GO): extracellular region
Molecular function (GO): growth factor activity; cytokine activity
Source: RefSeq, a predicted model, not a curated record